Molecule: messenger RNA, 1410 nt
Organism: Labeo rohita (rohu)
Lineage: Eukaryota; Metazoa; Chordata; Actinopteri; Cypriniformes; Cyprinidae
Gene: tmem163a
Product: transmembrane protein 163a
Exons: 8
Coding region: 150-1007 (285 amino acids)
Cellular component (GO): synaptic vesicle membrane
Molecular function (GO): zinc ion binding
Source: RefSeq, a predicted model, not a curated record
GUUGCUGAUGCUGGGCAGAUUGCGUUUAUCUCCGCAUCUCUGCUCCGCUACCCUUAAUGCUGCCACUGGAUGGCUGCGCGUCGCAGUUCGACGUGAGAUCAUAUAUUGAGGGCUUCAUCUGAUUUCAGAAAAGAAGAAAGAAAACAAUCAUGACAGACAGUACGACUUCUGAUCCGUGCCCUGUUCCCAAUCCGACUAUUGUGGACCCGUCGGCUGUGCGAAACGGACAAUGCGCCGCUGCCCAGGAUCCGAACCUACCCAAAAGAGGGAGCCAGGACGAUCCUUUCAAUAUGGACCGGGACCAGGAGAUGAAAAUCACAGAUAGCGUUGAGGGCCAAGGUCUCUUGGAGAGCAGCAUGCGCCUGAAGCCCCAUGAAGCUCAGAGUUACAGGAAGAAAGCUUUGUGGGUGUCCUGGAUCUCCAUUGUGGUGACGCUCAUCCUGGCUGUGGCAGGCUUCACUGUAUCCUUCAUGAGACACAGUGCUUCAGCUUUUGGAUUUGCCUUUGACGCGACGUUAGAUGUUCUUUCCUCCAUUAUAGUGCUGUGGCGCUAUAGCAACGCUGCAGCAGUGCACUCUGCCCAUAGAGAAUACAUAGCAUGUGUGAUCCUGGGAGUGAUUUUCAUCUUGUCAUCUAUGUGUAUUUUGGGAAAGGCCAUCCAUGAUCUUGCCACCAAACUUCUUCCUGAAGUGGAUGACUUCCUGUUCAGCGUUUCUAUCGUCAGUGGCCUCAUGUGUGUCAUUCUUGCUGUUGCCAAGUUCAUGCUGGGAAGGAUUUUGACCAGCAGAGCCCUAAUCACUGAUGGCUUUAAUUCUAUGGUUGGAGGCAUCAUGGGAUUUUCCAUCCUCAUUAGUGCUGAAGUGUUUCGACAUCAUCCCACCAUCUGGUACCUGGACGGAACCAUUGGGGUCCUGAUUGGACUCAUCAUUCUAGCUUAUGGGGUCAAGCUGUUGAUGGACAUGGUACCACGAGUAAGACAAACUCGAAACUAUGAGCGCUUUGAGUAAUGCUGGUUCAGAAGAACAAAGAAGACAUCAUAUGGAUCCAGUUAUCCCUCUCUGCUCCUGCUGCUCUCUCAACUCACACGAUACCCAAAACAUCCAGGAAUAAAGUCUGCUGGCAGCCAGUUCAACAUCAUGUAUUGUAGAAUCACCACUCUGACCAGAUCCUAAUAUCCUCAUUCACUCAGCACAACAUUUAAGAGAAGGAAGGAGGAAGAAGAGUGGGCUGGUCAAUGGAUCGGUGUCACUUCUGGCACUCAAGUUAUCGUUCUAGAUGGUUUUAAACAGAGAUUAGCAUUUAAUGGUCACAUCCAUGAAAUUCUAUUAUGCCACAUUUUAUGUUUUUAUUUUUUCUUAAAUUAUGGAGGAAAACAUUAAUUUAUACUAUAUUACUCUCUGUUUAAUGAAA